CAGCCACCCAUUUAUUGACUCGUACUGCCUGACUGACCUUCGUCAUCUCCGCUUCUACUUUUCCUCUUCUUCAUCCUUAUCUCAGAUUCAGACCUCAACCCAGGCAUUCACUUCUCCCUUUGUUGCACGGUUGAACCCACAAGACUAUGACCUCUCCACGUCCAUAACCACGACCACGACCAUCGCAUACUCACUCACUACACUAUUUACUCCGUCCGCACUGCCAACCACCACCACCACCGUCCAAACAACAACAACAACAACCACCCCCAAAAAUGCCACCCACCCAUCUCUCCCCCCGAAUACCCCCCCAAACCAUCCAACAAAACCACGCGCGCAACCCCCGCGAAUUCACCACCCUCCCCUCGACCUACAGCUACACCCCCAACCUACCGGCCGGCACAAUCGUGGGCAUCGUCCUAGGCAGCGUCCUCGGCUUCCUCCUCCUCCUGUACCUAAUCUAUCUGGCCCUGACCUCCGGCCGCAAAUUCUCCCCCUCCACCACCAACGGAGACGGGACGAUCCUCUCCGGCAGCACGACGUCCUCGCCCUCGUCGCACUCCGAGAUCAUCGUGGAAGAGAACCUCAGCUCGACGCGGUCGCCGCGCUCGCACCGGUCGCGACGGAGCCGACGGCCCGGGGGCGGGGGUCGCACUCGCCGACGCGAGGAAAUCGUCGAGGAAGGGUACCUGCCCCCGCACGGACGGCUCCACCCGCCGCAUUCCAAACAUCAUCAGCGGAAUCGCCAGCACCCGCCGGAGAUGGUGGAGGCGAGUGUGGUGUCCAGUGAGCGGUCGGAUGUGGUGACGGUGAUGGAGGAGCAUUCGAGUGUGGAGGGCCCGAGGAAGCCGCGGAGGCCCGGGAAGGGGGGCUAUCGGGCGGUGGAUCUGGAUGCGGUGGAGGGGUUGUCGGUUGAUGGGAGUUUGAGGUCGUAGGAUUUGGGGGGAAUGAGGGAUGGGAUGGGACGGUGUUUUUGAUACCCUUGAGUUAUUUUCUUGUGUUUUACUGUGAUUCGUGAGUCGUGUUGGGGUGCUUUGCAAUGGAUGGAAAGCAUGAGUAAUGAUCUAAUGCUGCAUUUGCAUGGAGAGUUUUACUGAGAUUAGGUCUAAUGAUUAAUGAUGACGGUUGAUGAUGCCCG
Aspergillus aculeatinus CBS 121060 is the source of this 1138-nucleotide messenger RNA. RefSeq lists its product as uncharacterized. NCBI's taxonomy places the organism in Eukaryota, Fungi, Ascomycota, Eurotiomycetes, Eurotiales, Aspergillaceae. The coding region runs from base 276 to 935 and encodes 219 amino acids. The record is from RefSeq and is a predicted model, not a curated record. The transcript has a single exon.